Molecule: messenger RNA, 2148 nt
Organism: Fraxinus pennsylvanica
Lineage: Eukaryota; Viridiplantae; Streptophyta; Magnoliopsida; Lamiales; Oleaceae
Source: the annotation of a GenBank genome assembly
AUGGCUUCUAUUGUGAAAUGUUUCUGGGCAUCACCCCAUUUUGCUUUGAAUUUGAACAAGAAAUGUCAUUAUAGAUCUGGAAUUCAGUGUUUAGCUAGUGGGGAUUCGGCUGAUGCUGCAUUAUCUGUUGAAUCUGUUAAAGUGAAUAGGAUUGUUAAUGGAGUAUCAUCUUCUGCUGUGAAGGAAAAGGAGAGUGAUGGGCUUUUAAUUGAGGUGGGGCAUGGUCAUAGGGGUUCAAAUGUGGAUGAAAAGAACAGGGAAAAAGUUUCUGAGGAGGAAAAGUUGGAGCCUUUAUGGGAUGAUGGAUAUGGUACUCAAAGUGUGAAGGAUUAUCUUGAUUUAGCCAAAGAGAUUAUUAAACCCGAUGGGGGCCCACCGAGGUGGUUCACCCCAAUCUCUUGUGGUCCGCCUUUAAAGGAUUCUCCAAUUCUUCUGUUCUUACCUGGAAUGGAUGGUCUUGGACUUGGCCUCAUUCUGCAUAACAAGUCUCUUGGCAAGGUCUUUCAAGUUUGGUGCAUGCAUAUUCCUGUGCAGGAUCGAACACCAUUUGAAGCCUUUGUAGAAUGGGUCGAAGAGACUUUGAGGUCCGAGCAUUCCUCAGCCCCAAAGAGACCCAUUUAUCUGGUGGGAGACUCAAUUGGUGGAUGCUUAGCACUUGCAGUUGCAGCUCGUAAUCCUAAUAUUGACCUUGUGGUGGUAUUAGCUAAUCCAGCUACUUCAUUUGGGAGGUCACAGCUGCAACCUUUGCUCCCUCUGUUGGAGGCCUUGCCUGAUGAACUUCAUACCACUGUUCCAUAUCUUCUAAGCUUUAUUAUGGGUGAUCCAGUGAAGAUGGCAACAGCUAAUAUUGACUCAAUGCUGCCUCCGACGCGAUAUUUUGAACAAUUAUCUGAGAACCUUACUGGUCUGCUACUGCGUCUUUCCGGUUUGUCUGAUAUCCUACCUAAGGAAACUCUUCUUUGGAAACUGAAGCUGCUCAAGUCUGCUGCAGCAUUUACUAACUCUCGUCUUCAUGCCAUCAAAGCAGAAGUACUUAUUCUUGCUAGUGGCAAGGAUAAUAUGCUUCCCAGUGAAAACGAAGCCUGGAGACUUUCGCGUUCAAUACGGAAUUGCAAAAUACGAUACUUCAAGGACAAUGGGCAUACCAUACUAUUGGAAGAUGGAGUUAAUCUAUUGACCAUUAUCAAAGGUACUUGCACUUACCGUCGUUCGAGGAAUUAUGAUUUUGUUGCGGAUUUUCUACCUCCCAGCAAGUCGGAAUUUAAGCAAACACUGUUGGGCAAUGGAUGGUUUCGCAAUUAUACUGGUCCUGUGAUGUGGUCUACUACUGAAGAUGGGAAGAUAGUGAGAGGUCUCUCAGGUGUUCCGAAUGAAGGUCCGGUCAUAUUGGUUGGUUAUCACAUGCUUAUGGGUUUGGAACUUGUUCCAUUAGUUGAACAAUUUCUUAUGGAGAAGAAGAUCUUGGUUCGUGGUAUAGCACACCCAACAUUGUUUUCACAGCUUGUUGAGAGUGAGAACAAGGAGCUUUCCAUCUUUGACACUUUGAGGUUAUAUGGUGGAUUACCUGUUAGUGCAGGCAAUCUUUUCAAAUUGCUCGCGACAAAAUCACACGUGCUACUUUAUCCUGGUGGUGCUCGUGAGGCUCUACAUCGCAAAGGCGAAGAGUAUAAAUUAUUUUGGCCUGAACAGCCAGAAUUUGUCAGGAUGGCAGCAAGAUUUGGGGCGACAAUUGUACCAUUUGGAGUUGUUGGAGAAGAUGAUAUAGCAGAGUUGGUUCUCGACUGUGAUGACCUGAUGAGAAUUCCAAAUAUAGGCGACAAAAUUAGAAGAGAUAAUGAGCGGUACAAAGAUCUAAACGUAAGGACUGGAAUGAGUGGGGAGGUUGCCAACCAAACUUUAUAUCUCCCGGGACUUCUGCCAAAAAUCCCUGGUCGUGUUUACUAUCUGUUUCGGAAGCCUAUUCCAACAAAGGGAAAACAAGAUAUGUUGAAGGACAGAAGUAAUGCGAAAGAACUCUAUUUGCAUAUAAAAUCUGAAGUUGAAAAUAGUAUAGCUUAUUUACUGAAAAGGAGAAAGGAAGAUCCUUACAGAGGUUUUGAAGGCUAUGUCCGAAGAUUGUUGCAAACGAGGGAAGGAGUCGAACAUUAG